Lytechinus pictus (painted urchin) is the source of this 4464-nucleotide messenger RNA. Its product is annotated as MAM and LDL-receptor class A domain-containing protein 1-like. Gene Ontology annotation, cellular component: membrane. Bases 80 to 4306 code for a protein of 1408 amino acids. The record is from RefSeq and is a predicted model, not a curated record. Gene Ontology annotation, molecular function: protein binding. Lineage: Eukaryota; Metazoa; Echinodermata; Echinoidea; Temnopleuroida; Toxopneustidae. The transcript has 24 exons.
AUGGCUCGGUGACAUUGAAAAUGAUUGUUAACACCUGAACAUCAUUAAUCGAUUUACUCGGGAGAUAUUGAGGAAUAACAUGAAUACCAACGGCUUAUUGUUUGCUUUAUUUGCGUUUACUAUAAGAAUUAUAACAGUGCAAUGUAUGGACUACGUACAUGGAUUUAAUUGUGAUUUUGAGACUAAUAUUUGUGGAUGGCGCAAUGAUAAGGAGAAUGGAUAUUUAUUUUGGAAGCGUUCGAGCGGAUUAGUACCAUCCGAACACACCGGCAAAUGGAACCAAGAUACUAAUUGGUAUCUGCAAAUCAAAACUGACAGUUCUUCAAGCAGCGCGCAGGUAGGGGCUUUAGCCUCCCCCGAAGUUCCGCCUACACAGGACAAUGGGGCAUGCCUCAGUUUCAUCCAUUUCAUCCAAGGCGACGACGAGGACGCCCUCUCCGUCCGAAUAUCUACAGGCGUGGAUGAGGAGCUAUGGAGAAUCACGGGUUCCCAUGGCAACGCGUGGGAGAAGAAAUCAUUAUGGAUACCACCGACCUACCUCCCAGGUCACAUCAUGUUUACUGGUGAGCUGCACGGCCCUUUGUCAUCAAUAGCAUUAGAUGACGUCACAAUUGAAAUCGGGUACUGUGAUCUUGAAUCAGCAAUGGUUACACUGCCUCCACUCGUACCCCUUCCAUGGGAUUGCGACUUUGAGGAGGACGAUUUGUGCUCGUGGGUCCAGGACACCAGCGACGAUUUUGAUUGGAUCAUUCAAACUGGUAGCACGGUAACCGUCGGAACCGGACCCCCCGCAGACCACACAACUCAAAAUAAAAAUGGUCACUACGUAGCUAUCGAUACCAGUUCAACUCAAUUGGAGCAGAAAGCGCGCCUUUACAGUGACGUCAUCGACGAUAAUCCAUCCAUGUGUCUCAUCUUCUGGUAUCAUAUGUACGGAGCACACGUUGGAACACUAAAUGUUGGCUAUGGAGACAUGGCCGGUUAUCCAGUUGGUCUUGCACUUUGGACCAGGUCUGGGGAGCAGGACUAUAACUGGCAGUACGGUCACGUGGCCAUCUCGCCCACGUCUUCCACUCCACGUGUUUUCUUCGAAGGCAUCGCAGGAAACGGGGACCAGGGAGAUAUAGCGAUUGAUGACGUCAUAAUUGUGAAUGAUUCAUGCCCUGCACUUUUAUAUUGUGACUUUCAAUCCAGUGAUCUAUGCGGUUAUACAAACGAUGAUGAGGCAAGAUUAGAAUGGACAAGGGACCGAGGGCUCUCCGCCGUAUCCGCAGGACCUUACGUAGAUCACUCAACAGGUACCGCCGACGGGUUCUAUAUGAGAGUCAAAACUGGUCAGUUUCUACGUAGAGGCGAUCAAGGUAUCCUAACCUCGUCGUCUUACCCGCGACCCAUCAGCGGCUAUCGAUGCCUGGAAUUCUGGUACAUGAUAAAUGAGGAUAUAGGGGAGUUCACAGUGACUGCAGUGUUCUUGGAUAUUACCCAGUCUGAUGUCUCAUCCCUAUCUCAAACAUUUACGGGUCCAACGGGAAGCUUCUGGCGGAAGGGGUCAAUGGAGGUCGAGACGAUUCAAGAGAAUCUCUUCCGGUUCAUGCUGACCGUUGAGGAUACUAUAUCCGGGGCCUAUGUUGCCAUUGAUGACGUUUUCGUGAAAGGCGAAAGAUGUACUGGACAGAAAGGUUCAUGUGACUUUGAAGUCGACCUUUGUGAUUGGUCGAACACGGAGAAUCGUGACGAGAUUGACUGGUUACGUCACAGCGGGGACACAGGCAACGAACUGGGUAGCCCUGAUGUCGACCAUACCACCGGGACUCCGUCCGGCUGGUACUUGUUCAUCGACUCGUCUCUGAGCUCCUUCGGCUCACGGGCGAGACUCGAGUCGACUGGCCUCGAGACGGGUUCGGCCUCGGUCUGUUUCGGUCUCUGGUACCACAUGUCUUGCUCUGGGGACAGCGAAAAUACUUUGACUGUUGCCACGGAGACCGCUUCAAAUUCCGUCAACCUUUGGACCUUCACGGGGGUCAAAGGUCAAGAGUGGAAUAGAGAACAAAUUAGCUUUGCACAUUCUGGCCCUUAUAGGCUUUUAAUUGAAGGCACACUGGGGGCAUCAUCUCUUUGUGACGUAGCAAUAGACGACCUCACGUUUAGCGAGGGCGCCUGCGACGACGAAGGCACACCAGCCCCGCCUUUUGAGUGUGCAACUGGUGGGCUGGUCAUCAACCCUCAACAGAUAUGUGACAUGCGGUCCGAUUGUCCCGGUGGAUCAGAUGAACUCAAUUGUGGUAUAUGUAACUUUCAAGAAGACCAAUGUGGAUAUACAACCGAUCCCACCAGUCUCUUUCCAUGGAUCCGCUAUGGCAAAGAUGUCCCGACCACACCGCCUCCAACCCUUGUACUUCCUGUAACGAAUCCCUUCUAUUCCAACCGGACAUACAUGAUUGUUGACAACACGGCAAUGCCUCUAGAUGGGACUGAGUACUCCAGGUUGGUCAGUCCGGUGAUUCAGGAAGUUGGGUCUGACUGUCUGAUGGAAUUUUCCUAUUACCUGAGUGGACUAGAUACUCUUAUGGUGACCUAUACAAGUGAUUUUGAAGAAGAGACGACCCUCUACCGAGCAGCUAAGCCUGCUAUUGAUUCUUGGCAGCCAGCAGUCCUAUCCGUGGGACGCAUUAGUCAUCCAUUCCAGUUCAACUUUUUAGCGACACAUUACAUUGGGGGAACCCCCGGGGUUACAGCCAUCAGUGAUGUCACAAUGCUCAGAUGUGGCUUCCCCGAACCAGAGGAGACAUGUAUUAGCGAGUUCAGCUGCUCGAACAGGGCGUGCGUUUUCUUCAGUGACGUCUGCGAUUUUACUGAUGACUGCGGCGACUAUUCGGAUGAGAUCAUGUGCGAUCCUGAUAGACACACAGCACGAUGUAACUUCGAGACCAAUCUAUGUUCGUUCUCACACAUUCCGUGGGACUAUCCCUGGGUUCGUACGGCCAGUGUCCAUGUUCCCGACAAACAGUACGCACCGACCAGAGAUCACACAACCAAUGGAGCCAGCGGAUACUACUUGCUGGCCGAAGCCUUCGGGAGAGACAAAGGGGACGUCGCAAGGAUUGCGUCGCCGGUUUUCCUGGAAACAGGAAUAGCGUCGACGUGCACCAUACGGCUCUACAUUUUUGGCAAUGGUCCUGACGUUGGAACCUUAAACAUAUACACCAGGACGACCAAUGGGGGCGCUCUUAGUCUUGUCCGUAGUUAUUCCAACUUUGCAAGCGACAGUUUUAUCUAUAUUGAUGAGAGUUUGAUCGUUCUUGACAAUUUCCAGGUUAUCAUCGAAGCGAAAGUUGGCGAAGGGCCCGAAGCUGCCAUCGCGAUCGAUGACGUCAGCUUUUUGAACUGUGACCUCUCCGAAGAUCCCCUUCCUAUCGGGUCCACGACCCCUGGUCCGACCACCCUGGCGCCCUGUCCGAACGAAGAAGACUUCCAGUGCGGGGAUGGCCAGUGCGUGAGAGAACACGAGGUCUGCGAUUUUCUGACCCAGUGCUAUAACUCUAUGGACGAGAGAUUCUGCGGAAAUUGUGAAUUUGAUGAGGAUUUCUGUGGCUCUGUUCAUUUCGGCUGGCGUCGACGGGAAGCCGGUUCGGAUCCGGAUUAUCUCCCAACCGAUCACUAUUCAAACCCGGCAGCACCAGGGUACUACUUAGAGAGCAGCUAUGGAGCCAACACUUUGACCACGCCUCCAGUAGGCCCUUCCGGUCCGCAUUGUCAAGUAGAGCUCUUUUACUACAUGAGCAAUUCAUCCGCGCAGUUGGAGCUGCGAGUCUACGUGGUAUCGGGACCUCAGCUUGCUUUCUUCAGCGGGAGAGAUUCGGCGGGCCGAUGGGAGAAGGCCACUGUGAUAGUCGGAGAGUUCACCUUUCAGUUUAUGCUUGCAUUCGAUCAUUUAUAUUUCUUGCCUCCCGAUGGUGAAUUUAUGGCUCUAGAUGGUAUAUCAUUUAUCCAAUGCGACAGAAAAAUCCAAACAACGACAUCCCAAACGACUACUUCUAUUGUGACGUCAUCUAAGCCUACUCAGUCCCAGCCCCCUACAACAAGUGGCAUACCACCAACAACACGACCUACCACCAUGACCACUCAAUCAACUAGAGGGGUAUCAGAGAGUACAACAAAUGUGAGAACGACAGUGGAAAAUAAUGAUCCAACGGGAAAUUCUCCGAAUACUGCUCUUAUUGCCUCUCUGUCAGUCAUAUUCGGUGUAAUGCUUAUAGGUCUCGUCGUUCUAUCUCUCGUUUUCUGGACCAAAAAUCGAAAAAAGUAAGCGAAAUAAAAUUUUCAUUUGUCAAUCAACAUUACUGUACAACAACUAAUUGAUAAACUAUUAAUUUUUGAAGUGUAAAAACGAGAUAUUAAGUUUGUUCAAACUGUAGUAGUACCUUUUAGCAGUGAUUUUCUGUUGGUUCAAUGCUCAACUGACUU